AUGGAUUGUGGCAAGAAUCUGAAAUGUGGAUAUGACAUUCGCUUGACGUGGCAGGAAGAUCAUGAGGCUCGGGGCGUGUCUCACGGUCGGACUGGUGUGUGGUCCAAGGCUGGGCGGUCUCCCACCACUGCACCGAGACAAGUCUUCGAUGCCAGCAAGAUGUUUGGAGUACCCGAUUUUCCGAACAUUGAGAACCCUCGGUUCUUGAACACCACGUUCAACGAUGUCGAAAUGCACUUCGGCCACGGUGAUGCCGAGGCCGGAGUUGAUCAGGCUGAACGCGAAGAUGAUUUGAUGAUUAACGACGAUUGGGAUUUCAUGGAGUAUGAAGAUUUGAAACCCGACCCUGGGUCGCCGCAAAGAGCCUUGUCAUUGAUUUCUCGCGCCGGCAAGAUCUCUCAGUUUGACGCCUAUUUAAUCCCUCAUUUCGAGGACGUUAUCUGCAGUAGCUCCACGCUACUCGAUGACGAGAGGUACAACCCAUAUAGACAUGUUCUCUUCCCCAUGGCCAUGGAUUCUCGAUCUCCUGGUGUCUACCAUGCAACAAUGGCCAUAUCAGCGAAUGUCCUCCGACUGGGAAACCCACAGUAUGGCGUUAUUGCGCUCGGCCAUCGGCAAAAAGCCUUGCGAAGACUGAUCACCCUGCUGGGACCGGGAGGCGCCGAUACCAGCCAUGAGAUGGAUGAGAUGCUUGGAUUGGUUCUCAUGUUAUGCUGGUUUGAGAUUUCCGAUGGUUGCAGUCCUUCGUGGGUCAAACAUCUCAAUGGCUUUCGCAGAAUCAUAGAACAACACCAAAGGAUAUCUUCCCGUCAAUCACCGCAUAGCAUGAAUGUGGGACAGUUCUUCAUGCGAUACUUCGCCUUCCACUUGGUCCUGGCCAAAACUACAUUCCAGUCCGAAGAAACCGAUGCUGAUGAAAUACGCAGCCCAUCUCCCGUCGCUUCCCCCACCGACGAUCACAAACCCACAAUUGGCGAAGCAAAUGAAGAUUCAGAUCCUGCCCUCGCCCUGUCGCCUUCCAGCUCGUUCCUAGCCGCACAUAUGCCUGACGAGACUAUGGAUGAGAUCGAUCUCUACAAGGGCUUCAGCGACCGCCUGCUACUACUCAUCAAUGAGAUCACCGAUCUCGUUCCCGUCGGCAAGACGGCCGAAAACAGCGCCAUCUUCACCACGAAAGCACGCCACCUGAAGUCCAGCCUGGACACGCUGCAACAGCACUUACCCGAAAUCCUAACUUCAGCCUCUAGCCCACCACCCACCACCUCAAAGCCAAACUCAAACUCAACCUCAACCCCGCCCAGCCUCACCGCGCGCAAAGCCGCCAUCAGCGCAACGGCCGAGACAUACCGACUCGGCGCGAUAAUCCUACUGCACCACAUCCUGUCACAACCGCACGCGGCAUCCAGCGUCGCAUCACACGUCAUCAUCCACGCGCGCGAACAACAAGCGGCCAUCGCAAGCAUCCUGUCGACGAUCUCGCACCACUUCGAGACCAUGAUCCACUCGGCCGCGCUGCCGCUGUGGUCGCUGUUCCUGGCGGGCUGCAGCGUCGACGACGAAGAACAGCGCAUCGCCGCCCUGCAGAUCUUCGAGGCCACCGAGGACCGCAAGCGCUUCGGCAACGUCAAGCCCGCCCGCGAGGUCAUGGAGAUGGUGUGGCGCCAACGCGAUCUGGGCCGUGAUCAGAGACGCUCCGCUGCUGCCACUGCGAGGAAAAAUUCAGCGGACCACUCCUCCGCUCCGGUCAGAGGCCAGUAUGAGUGGGAGCGCGCCAUGGUCUUGCUCGGAGGCUGGAAGAUCAGUCUGACGUGA
This is a messenger RNA of Exophiala bonariae, 1812 nucleotides long. RefSeq lists its product as uncharacterized. Gene Ontology annotation, cellular component: nucleus. The transcript has 3 exons. Lineage: Eukaryota; Fungi; Ascomycota; Eurotiomycetes; Chaetothyriales; Herpotrichiellaceae. The coding region runs from base 1 to 1812 and encodes 603 amino acids. Gene Ontology annotation, molecular function: transcription cis-regulatory region binding; DNA-binding transcription factor activity. Gene Ontology annotation, biological process: positive regulation of transcription by RNA polymerase II. The record is from RefSeq and is a predicted model, not a curated record.